AUGCGUCCCUCUUUUUCCUCUGUUCCUGAUGUAGUGAAGAAUCGCUGGUUAGGGUUCCUGAUAUGGCAGCACAUCACUGCCACGUCCGUUUAUCUUCUCGUCUCUCCUUUUCUAGGGUCCUCUUCGACCUCCUUCCUCGCCUCCCUGCUCCCCUUCCUUAUCUUCCACCUCUCUCUUCUCCUCUUCUCCUUCUCCCUCUUUCUUACUUCCUCGCCGUACCCCGAACCCUCCGCCUCCCACACCGAGCUCUUGGGCGGCCUUAGUAGGUCGUUUAUCAAGUCUCUGGUGGGCGGAUUCCAGGGGCCGUCAUUUCACGCCGAAUUUCGGCGUCGGGUGGGAAGGACGAUGAGAUCUCUAGCGCUCGUCGUAAUCUGCGCUGCGUCAGGGUUGUUGUCGGCGGUUGCGGUGUGCGGCGAUUUGGAGGGUUUCUACUGUUCAGCGCUGGUUUAUGUUGGAUUGAGAGGAUUGAUUUUCGGACUGGUGUAUGGUUCUUAUUAUGUCUAUAAGAAGCGAUGGGCCUUACAGUUUCCAAUCGUGCAGGUCAGCCUCGAAUUUGUGGUGCUUAUCAUAAACUGGUGGAAGGGAAUAUGAACGUAGUUUCAGCAGAAUUGUGAAUUAUUUAUAAGAAAAAUGGAAGCUACGGUUCUUUCUCAUUAUUGAACUUUGAUGCCCCCAGAUUCUGUAUAGAAUGAAUCGUAAUUCUUAUCAGCCAGAUUUCUCAAUUGUCCCAGUUUGCUUACGUGUGACAACAUCAUUUUCACUUUUUUUCUAAUACAAUAUGAUGAUAUUUUAGGUACAAAGUCUCGUAUGACUGAUUUUAUAGAUGCCAUAUGCCUGCUUUCGUACGGACAUAAUUUGUAUUCACGUGGAUGGUAAACGUCCCAGUUAGAUAAUUGACUUAGAAGAAACGUUUUUAACUGAAAAACCUGCUUUUGCCGAUGUUUUAGAAUGUCUGAGGGGAACGGAGUUAGUUUGUUCUUGUUUCUUUUUCUUCAGGCACCAUGCCUAGCCUUUAUCUUACUGUAGUUUCGGAGUUCUUUGGGUCAAAAAAUGAUCUUGUAUUUGCUGUUUUAUAUUUUCUUGGAAGUUAAUCAUCAUUAAUUGUCUUUACUUUCAGCGUCCCCUAUUUUUCAGCUUCAAGAUCGGCCUAUUUUCAGCCCUCAAGCAAGCGGUGAAACUAUCCGUCUCAGCUCUUAUUUGUUCUACAUUAUUGUCACUAUUCUGGUCAGACCACUUUAAGGGCGGAAAUACGGUUGGACAGCUUGUCAUUCAGCAGAUACGGUUUUUAUUUGGCAUUUCAACUGUUUCUUUCUGCUGGGAGAUCAGUCGCCAUUUGCUUGAGGUAGGUUCUUUGGACUUUAAUUCCGUAUGGUUUAACAUAGGAGGACUCGUCAGAAAUCUUCAGUUUGUGUUUCAUGUUCAAAAGAAUAAAUUAUGGAGAAGAGUAUACACCUUGGAUGUUAGCUUUAGCUUAAGACUUAUUAUGUGUGAGCAAUUGUCAAUCAUUCAGAGACAUGUUAGUUACCAUGCAAAGUAAAUUAUGAGUGUUCUUGCCCGCUGUAACUACUUAUGCACUUGUUAGUGGUGAAAUUGCAACAUCUUCUGAAAGGGACUACGUUUGUAGUUGCAUGGCUCUGUUUGGUAACUGGGGGCUUAACAAUUCGAACUGAGUUUAAAUCAUCCUUUCAUUUUUUUUAUGGGAAGAAAGUACAUUUUUUAUCUCUUCCUUUCUUCUCUUUGAAAAUUCACGGUAUCAUCACAGGUACUCCACACAAGAAGGUGUCUUUUUGCACCUGCUCCGGGAUCAGCUUCUGCAGAAUCAAAUCCAUGUGAAGCUCUCUUGGAAGCACUGGAACAGAGUAGCCCUGGAUCACUCUUUCAGUAUCUUGCAUAUCUUGAUCUCUGUUUAGUUUCAGAGAGUGACUUUGAGCUAUGGCGUCGAGCUGCCUUAUUUGAAGAAUCUGGGGAAACGUAUAGAAGAGUCAUAUCUUUAUGUUUGAGACCGUUGGAGCAGUUCACAUUGGGACUUACUGAAGCCUUUGAAGGUUUAUAUUCGGAAAAAUCAAUAUUUUCUUUACAAUUACGUGGACCGUUAGAUUCUCCUAGAGACCAGGGGUCGCAUGAAGCAUUCGACAAACUUCAGGUACUAUCCUGCUCUAGACUAGUAUUGUGUUCCCUUUUUCUCGUUUUUAUUUUUUAUUCCUGUACAUUUUACGCGUCUACAGGUUGUUGAAUAUUUUAUUUCAACACUGUAGUUAGCCCAGCAUUUAUCUAUAAACAUCUAGUACAGAAUCGUGUUCCCAUGUUCUACGGAUAUAGCUGAGAUAAGCUUUUCCAAUUUUUAUUUAACUGUGAUGACCUAAAGGAAAAUUUCUUUUAUUCUAGACCCUCUGGCUAUAUUAGUGGAAAUACUAGUAAUGGUCUUCGAAACUGCUGGCAUGAAGCUACUCUUGCAAAGAUCACAGUAAUCAAACUGAUUUAGAUGUCCUCUCUUAGCUGCACUUUUACAGGUAAGUGAAUCUUGAUGAGCUAUAAAGUAGAUGAAAUGAGAUAGGGUACCAGGUCGGAUGUGCUGUACAUCUUCUGUUGUAAAGUUAGAUGUUUUUUUUUGGCAUAGUUUUGAUGGGAUAUUGAGUUAUUACUAAUGGAUAAGUUGAGGAAAGGAUGCCACCAUCAUAUUUGGAAAGCUAUGGCUCUUGACAGAAGAUAGUUGAACAUUCUUCUUAGUUUUUAUUUGAUAAUUAAUAUUCAGGUCCAGUUUUAGUGGAUAGAUCAAUGCCUAAGGAUCUCCAAAUUCCCUUCAUUAUUCUCCAGAUUAUAAGUAAGCAUAUGGUUAUCAUUUAAGAUUCUGUUGUCUUGAGACCCAACUUACUGACUAAUGUGGUCAUGCCAGAUUUGUUAGAGAUGCCUACUUUUUAGUUCAUUUCUCAGAAAUUAGUCCUGUGAUCAGUUUAGCUCUUGCUCGUGGGUGCUCUUGUUUGAGAUUUAUGUAGGGUCAGCAUCACAAUUUUUCGCUUUGUUUAUGACGAGUCAGGUAUCAAAUAUGGAAAUGUCCAAUUUGGCAACUGAUCCCAUAUGUUUCAGACUUGAAUUUCAGAUUGCAUACAUUAUAAGUAUAUGAAUCUAGGGCAUUCUCUGAACUCUGUCAGCAAGACAAAAGAUUACAUCACGGGAAACGAAUCUGUUUGAAAGCCUUGGUCAAAUGAGAUGUAGUUCAUGCUUAAUCGGCUGACAUGGCUAUAUGUUAUACUCCUUCGAGGUUGCUUGUAUUUUUCCUUUGAAUAUAAACUUCAUUCGGUUUACUUUGAAAAAUACAGAAAGAUAUUUUAGCCCUCACCAAAAGCAGCAUGUCUUCUCAGAAUAUUUAGUUGCCGUUCACUUGCUGGUAUUCCAAACAAACUUUUCUUUGAAUAAUUUUGAGCUUUUGAGAGAGAUUCAUUGAAUGUUUUUACAUAUCUCAUCCCUUCCAGCACCGUUUCGUGCCUUACCUUCGACAGACGUCCGGUGAAAUAAAUUGUUUUUCAUGUCUUCUAUGCUGCAUUAGCAUCUACACGUCUUUUCAUCAUUGUAUUCGCCCUACCCCCUCCUCUCCCCCAACACACACACACUACUCUCAAUUUCUUGACAACCGUUUAAAUUCUACCUCGUUAUUGAGCUAUUAUAGCAUGCAUAUUGGCAUCCUCGAGGGCUCAGACUCCAGAUAACGAUGAUGACCAUCUGGAAAUUUACCACUUUUUGUGAACCAUUUGAGCAACAUAAAAUCAUCAACCAUUUCGAUCUUACAUUGUUCCCGAAUGUGAUAAUUUUUAUAACAUCUUUGAAUUCCAAUGCCCCUCAUGCAGCUGUUCUCGUGGUGCGUGAGGACUAUUGCCGCCCUUACUGCGCGGUCUCACAAAGAAGAUAGAUUUGGAGUCGCCCAACUGACUGGCUGCAACUCUGCAGCAGUAUCGACACUGUUGUCUUGCCUGCUGGCCGUAGAGUUCUCCAUGGGCAAGAAGCCCAGCCCUCCAUCCUCUCAUCUCAUCGGGCCGGCGAGCAUCAAAUGGGCUACUACAGUACAGGCUGGCUCCAGAGAUGUGACGGCCACUGUUUCCAGCAAAAGGAGAAGUGGGGUCGUAUACGCCAGGGCUUUCGCCAUGGCGGAUAUCCUAAGAACGGGAAUAUACCAGAUAGUUUCCGCCUUUGAAGACGAUAUGGUUGCAAACGCGAAAGCUUCGGUCCUGCAGAAGAACUGGAUUCCUGAGGGUAAGCCCUUGUAUGGCACCAGGGAGGUUCUUGCGCAGAAGCUGGCCCUUUUCCAGGACUACCGAGCAGUUUAA
Molecule: messenger RNA, 4319 nt
Organism: Spirodela intermedia
Lineage: Eukaryota; Viridiplantae; Streptophyta; Magnoliopsida; Alismatales; Araceae
Source: the annotation of a GenBank genome assembly